AUGGAUCUGUGAGCUUGUACCCUGUUUUAAUGCAGUCCUUGGAAGACACAAGGUGGACCUGUACUCUGACAUGCAGUAAUUUGGCGUGAGACUUCACCUUCCUUCUUGCAAGAGAGGAUUCUAUUAACUUGGUGUCAAAGCCAAGACAUAGACUCAACCUCUUCUCUUCAAAAAGCUUCACGUCACAACAUGGAAGCCGUUGCCAAGUUUGACUUCACCGCCUCCGGCGAGGAUGAGCUGAGCUUUCACACCGGAGAUGUUCUGAAGAUCUUAAGUAACCAAGAGGAGUGGUUCAAGGCGGAGCUUGGGAGCCAAGAAGGAUAUGUGCCCAAGAAUUUUAUAGACAUCCAGUUUCCUGAAUGGUUUCACGAAGGCCUCUCCCGACACCAGGCAGAGAACUUACUGAUGGGCAAGGAGGUUGGUUUCUUCAUCAUCCGGGCCAGCCAGAGCUCCCCAGGGGACUUCUCCAUAUCCGUCAGGCAUGAGGAUGAUGUUCAGCACUUCAAGGUCAUGAGAGACACCAAGGGUAAUUACUUCCUGUGGACAGAGAAGUUUCCAUCUCUAAAUAAGCUGGUGGACUACUACAGGACGACCUCCAUCUCCAAACAGAAGCAGAUCUUUCUGAGGGAUAGAACCCGAGAGGAUCAGGGUCACCGGGGCAACAGCCUGGACCGGAGGCCCCAGGGAGGCCCACACCUCAGCGGGCCCGGGGGAGAAGAAAUCCGGCCGUCGAUGAACCGGAAGCUGUCGGAUCAUCCAGCGCCCCCUCCCUCGCAGUACCCCCCGGCACCGCCACAGCAGCAGCGCUAUCUACAGCACCCCCACUUUCAUCAGGAACGCCGGGGAACCAGCCUUGACAUAAACGACGGGCACUGUGGCGUGGGCAUGACCAGCGAAAUGAACGCCGCCCUCAUGCACCGGAGACACACAGACCCAGUUCAGCUCCAAGUGGCCGGGCGAGUGCGGUGGGCCCGGGCGCUGUACGACUUCGAGGCCCUUGAGGACGACGAGCUGGGCUUCCGCUGCGGAGAGGUGGUGGAGGUGCUGGACAGCUCCAACCCGUCCUGGUGGACCGGCCGCCUGCACAACAAGCUCGGCCUCUUCCCCGCCAACUACGUGGCCCCCAUGAUGCGAUGAGCCCCUUCCGGUGGGGCCCGAGGCUUUCGUCUGAAGCUGCCUGCAAGAGAGGGGGCAGGGGAGAACCGCUGGAACUACGUGUACAUCCG
Molecule: messenger RNA, 1226 nt
Organism: Puma concolor (puma)
Lineage: Eukaryota; Metazoa; Chordata; Mammalia; Carnivora; Felidae
Gene: GRAP2
Product: GRB2 related adaptor protein 2
Molecular function (GO): protein binding
Source: RefSeq, a predicted model, not a curated record